AUGUCUUCUGAAGCUGCAGCUGCCGCGUGGGUCCCCCCUCCUGAAGGGUCGCCAUGUUGGAUUGAAAUUCCUGCUCGCGACAUCGAGAAGCUCAAGACCUUCUACAGUAACGUCUUCCCCAAUUGGACUUGGAAGCCAAAUAUUUCCGGCCCAGGACACGAGGUCGCAAUGUUCCGAUUCAAGGACCCCGAAGGUCUUGGAGGCGGCCUUGUCAAAAUGCCCGAUGGUUGUGGCCCCAACACGCAGGAGCUGGGAUCGGGCGUCACGAUCUACCACAUGGUCGAGUCGCUGGAAAAGACCGAAGCCCGCAUCCAUGAACUGGGCGGGAAGACGGUGCUGCCAAAGACGGCGGAGGGUGAUCACGGCGUCUACAUCAACGUGACAGAUCCCGAGGGAAAUAGAUUUGGUAUCUACCAGAUGGUUCAGAACUGUGGCUCUUAG
Molecule: messenger RNA, 441 nt
Organism: Fonsecaea pedrosoi CBS 271.37
Lineage: Eukaryota; Fungi; Ascomycota; Eurotiomycetes; Chaetothyriales; Herpotrichiellaceae
Exons: 4
Coding region: 1-441 (146 amino acids)
Source: RefSeq, a predicted model, not a curated record